Molecule: messenger RNA, 5392 nt
Organism: Anopheles gambiae (African malaria mosquito)
Lineage: Eukaryota; Metazoa; Arthropoda; Insecta; Diptera; Culicidae
Product: 2-oxoglutarate dehydrogenase complex component E1
Exons: 12
Coding region: 386-4051 (1221 amino acids)
Biological process (GO): tricarboxylic acid cycle
Cellular component (GO): oxoglutarate dehydrogenase complex; mitochondrion
Molecular function (GO): oxoglutarate dehydrogenase (succinyl-transferring) activity; thiamine pyrophosphate binding
Source: RefSeq, a predicted model, not a curated record
CUCGCGAGCUGUCGUUGCGCGAACAUUCGAACAAGUCCGCGCCACAACAGGGCAAGAAGAUCCGUUCUUCGGUGUGUGCUGCACUAACCGAGAAAGGUACGUCUUGUGUGUGUGUGUGUAUAUUGUGUCCUUCAAGGUGCAAAAAGAGGACUGUAAGGACUAGAAGAGAUCGUAUUGGAGUUUGCUUCAGAAGUGUACCCAGCCUACUGGAAUGAUCUCAGCAUAAGCACAGUAAUCUGAUCCAAAUCGUCGUCCACCGGCGCACCGUUUCCUCGGGUCACACGGGUCACAGGGAAUCCGUCGUUUCAUUAUUUGGACCUAGUGCCGCUCUCGCUCUCGCUCUACCAUCUUCGCCUAGCGGUUGUUGGACAAAACCACCGUCAAAAUGCAUCGCGCAAGAACGGCUCUCCAUAUGGUGAACCCGAUGGGUCAGCAGAACUUUGGCUCGUUUCUGCUAAAGAAACAAGCCUCCAAGCUGACCACGGAACUGGUUGCCGCCUCGUCCGUAAAGCUGUACAACUCCGCCGCAGCAGAACCAUUCCUGAAUGGUUCGUCGUCAAACUACAUCGACGAUAUGUACAAUGCGUGGCUGCGGGAUCCGGCCUCCGUGCAUGCGUCCUGGGAUGCAUAUUUCCGCAACAAUUCCUACGCAGCACCACCGAGCCUAGCGCCGGUGCCGAAGAAUCAUGUCCCCGCCGCACAGUAUCUCGGCAGCUCGCUGCCAGCCGUGGCCGGCGCUGGCGCCGCCGUCGGUGGACGUAUCGACGAUAAGCUCAUUGAUGAUCAUCUUGCAGUGCAAGCCAUCAUUCGUAGCUAUCAGAUCAGAGGGCAUAAUGUGGCCCGUCUUGACCCGCUCGGCAUCAAUAGUGCAGACCUGGACGAUAAAACUCCACCGGAGUUGCUGUACUCGUCCUACCGUUUCGUACACCAACGGAUCUUGGAGUGUGUAAGCAAUGAAGAUCGGCAGCUGCUGCUGGGGAUGAAGGAAGCCGACAUGGAGCGCGUCUUCAAGCUGCCGAGCACGACGUUCAUCGGUGGCAAGGAAAAGUUCCUGCCGCUGCGCGAAAUUCUCGGCCGGCUGGAGAAGGCGUACUGCAACAAAAUCGGUGUCGAGUUCAUGUUCAUCAACUCGCUCGAGCAGUGCAACUGGAUCCGCGAGCGCUUCGAAACGCCCAACAUCAUGACGUACACGAACGAGGAGAAGCGUCUCAUCCUGGCCCGUCUGACGCGUGCGACCGGGUUCGAGGCGUUCCUGGCGAAGAAGUUCUCGUCCGAGAAGCGGUUCGGGCUGGAGGGCUGCGAGAUCAUGAUUCCCGCGAUGAAGGAGGUUAUCGACGUGUCGACCCGGCUGGGCGUCGAGUCGAUCAUCAUGGGCAUGCCGCAUCGUGGCCGCCUGAACGUGCUGGCCAACGUGUGCCGCAAGCCGCUGCACCAGAUCUUUACGCAGUUCGCUGGUCUGGAGGCGGCCGAUGAUGGCUCCGGUGAUGUGAAGUACCAUCUCGGCACGUACAUCGAGCGUCUGAACCGUGUGACGAACAAGAACAUUCGGCUGGCGGUCGUCGCCAACCCGUCCCAUCUGGAGGCGGUUGAUCCGGUGGUGCAGGGCAAGACGCGGGCGGAGCAGUUCUACCGCGGCGACGGCGAGGGCAAGAAGGUGAUGUCGAUCCUGCUGCACGGUGAUGCUGCGUUCUGCGGCCAGGGUGUGGUGUUCGAGACGAUGCACUUGUCCGACCUGCCCGACUACACCACGCACGGUACGAUCCACAUCGUGGUGAACAACCAGAUCGGCUUCACGACCGAUCCGCGCCACUCGCGCUCGUCGCCGUACUGUACGGAUGUGGCGCGCGUCGUCAAUGCGCCCAUCUUCCACGUGAACGGUGACGAUCCGGAGGCGGUGAUGCACGUGUGCAAGGUGGCGGCCGAAUGGCGUGCCACCUUCCACAAGGACGUGAUCAUCGACAUCGUGAGCUACCGGCGCAACGGACACAACGAGAUCGACGAGCCGAUGUUCACGCAGCCGCUGAUGUACAAGAAGAUCCGCGGCACCAAGCCGGCGCUGGACAUCUACGCCAACCAGCUGAUCACCGAGGGUGUCGUGACGGCCGAGGAGGUGAAGAGCGUGAAGGACAAGUACGAGAAGAUCUGCGAGGAGGCGUUCGAGCAGGCCAAGAUCGAAACGCACAUCAAGUACAAGGAUUGGAUCGAUUCGCCGUGGUCGGGCUUCUUCGAGGGUAAGGACCCGCUGAAGGUGGCCCCGACCGGCGUGAUCGAGGAGACGCUGGUGCACAUUGGCAACCGGUUCUCGUCGCCACCGCCGAACGCGGCCGAGUUCGUCAUCCACAAGGGUUUGCUGCGUGUGCUGGCCGCCCGCAAGGAGAUGCUGGAGAACAAGACGAUCGACUGGGCGCUGGCGGAAGCGAUGGCGUUCGGCUCGCUGCUGAAGGAGGGCAUCCACGUGCGCCUGUCCGGCCAGGACGUGGAGCGUGGCACCUUCUCGCACCGGCACCACGUGCUGCACCAUCAGACGGUGGACAAGGCGACGUACCGGCCGCUGUGCCACCUGUACCCGGACCAGGCACCGUACACCGUCUGCAACAGCUCGCUGUCCGAGUUCGGUGUGCUCGGAUUCGAGCUCGGCUACUCGAUGACCAACCCGAACGCGCUCGUCUGCUGGGAGGCGCAGUUCGGCGACUUCAACAACACCGCGCAGUGCAUUAUCGACCAGUUCGUGUCGUCCGGCCAGGCGAAAUGGGUGCGCCAGAGCGGUCUGGUGAUGCUGCUGCCCCACGGCAUGGAGGGCAUGGGCCCGGAGCAUUCGUCGGCCCGCGUCGAGCGGUUCCUGCAGAUGUGCUCGGACGAUCCCGACUACUUCCCGCCCGAGUCGGAGGAGUUUGCCAUCCGGCAGCUGCACGACAUCAACUGGAUCGUGGCGAACUGCUCCACCCCCGGCAACUACUUCCAUCUGCUGCGGCGCCAGAUUGCGCUGCCGUUCCGCAAGCCGCUGAUCGUGCUGACGCCCAAGUCGCUGCUGCGUCAUCCGGAGUGCAGGAGCAACUUCAGCGAGAUGACCGAUGGAACUGAGUUCAAGCGAUUGAUUCCGGAUGCACUGACCGCCGAAAACCCGAACCAGGUGAAGCGUGUCAUCUUCUGUACCGGCCGUGUGUACUACGACCUGCUGAAGGCGCGCCGUGACCGCAAGCUGGAUCACGACAUUGCAAUCAGCCGCAUCGAACAGAUUUCGCCCUUCCCGUACGAUCUGGUGAAGGCCGAGUGCGCCAAAUACCCGAACGCUGAGCUGGUCUGGGCCCAGGAGGAACACAAGAACCAGGGCUGCUGGACGUACGUGCAGCCGCGCUUCGACACCGCGAUCAACUCGACCCGUGAUUUCAGCGUCGUGGGCGACGAAGGAGCAAAUGAGGGUUACAAAGAUGUGUUUGAAGCAUACAAACCUAAAGACCGGCCGUCGACCGCUGGCAGCGAUACGCGACAGGACCCGCCGCCCGCCGGGGCAUCAGUGCAUUCGCCGCCCAGUGCCACUGCUAGCAAUAGUAGUAGUAGUAGUACCUCCGCCGACGGAACAGUCCCGCCUAAAACAGAACGCUCCUCUUGGUUUAGUCGUUUGUUCGGGUUUGGCGGCUCGCCAGCAGUCCAAACACCAACACCACCACACUCACAGUCGUCCCCCCAGAAUACCCCAUCAUCCCCCAUGCACCACACGACCACCACCACCAACCCUCCCUCCACUAACGAUAGCCGUAGCGAAAGUGCCAAUACUACUCAUAACCACAACCCUCCUCCUCAUGCCCGUAUUGACAGCGCGCAAGAAGAAAAGCUUGUGCAGCAGAAAACCAGCCAAGGAUUCAAUAUCCCGCAGGGUACCUUUAACUCUCCGACGAGCGGUUCCGCGGCCAGCAAGGGUCGCAAAGUGCGAAUCUCAUCGCGACCACUUAGCUAUGUUGGACGUCCGUGCGGUGCAUCUACUGCAACGGGCUCGAAGGCCCAACACUUGAAGGAAUUGAAAAAUCUGCUGGACGACGCGAUGGCCUUGUAAAUUACACGUUCGUGCUGUAAACGCGGGGAAGAAGGACGGGGUUGUUUACUGUUUACUGCUGGUACCGGAUGGAGCAUCCUCUGGAGUAAAACCCACCACCACGCACUACACCCCAACGGACGACUAACGCCGGCCGGAACCCGCCGCCAGAACGUGGACCUUUUUAAUGUUGUUCCCUCCCCUUGGUUUGAUCAUCAACCCCAUUUUUGAUCAAUAACGAUAACGAAUGGUACACACACACAGGGAUCAUCUAGCACGAUCGGCAGCAACGUUAUGCGUGUGUGUGUGUAGCGCGCUGGACUCUCCUAUACAUAUAUUAUUACGAUAUUACGAAGUGAAAAACACACACACAGGAUAAUACACCCUUCGACAUCCUAACGAGAGGCGGCAGCAGCAGUAAUUGGCGACACAUGCGCGCGCCCCCCCUUUUAUUGCUUACGCUCGGUUAUUUAUGAAGUUUUCGCUAGUUUUUAGUAGUUCUAUUUAAACACGAAGGCAGGUAGUGUGUAGGGAUUUGCGAAAGUGAAAGUGAACACAAAACCAGUAGAGAAAUACAUUUAAAUCCAUUAUUACACGCUCGCUCUGUAAGGUGAAUAAAAGCUGCGUGUCCAGUAGGAGGAUUUUUUGUUCUUUUGCUUCUUGCGUAACACAUAGCCCUAUCAACACUACUACUAGUACUACUACUACUACUACUGCUACCCUACACCCCUAACUGUAAUAGUUUUCUCUAGGAAGAAACAAAUGGAAAAUCAAAAAUGUAAAGCUCAUCUCUGAAAAGAGGAUAGUAAUUUACCUUCAAUACAUAGAGACACUCACGGGCUAGAGAAUACACAUACGCGCGCAUAUGAGUAUAUAGAUACAUUUAUUUUAAUUAAUUAGGAAACAAAAGAAGGAAUUAGAGAGAGACAGGGGAGUGAUGCUGCCUAAUGGCAGGCAGUGUGUGUGUGUCCUAUUUGAUUGCUUUUUUGUUUGUUUUCAAAAAAGGAUAAAAAGAAAGCGGCAAGCAAUUUAAGAGAGCAACACACAAAAUAUUUAUUUAUAUACAUUCAUAUGUUUUUUUCCCGCCCCGCCCUCGUUUCGCUGUAGCAGGAAUGACUUUCGCAGGAAUCUAGUAAAACGGAAAAUAAUAAUAGAAAUAACAGUGAAAUAGGUGGGCGCGCUCUAGUUUCACUUUUAUUUUGUUUGUUGGGUGGUAGGAUAGGAUUGAGCCACGUAACACACGAGUUCUCGUCUCACGAGUGGGUUUGUGUGUUUGUUGAAAGAGGGAAUUACACAGUCGAUACAGUGAAAUAACGGGCAGUCUGUUGCGCGUCAAUAAAUUGCACACAGAUGAAGUGAAAA